Aspergillus fijiensis CBS 313.89 is the source of this 1981-nucleotide messenger RNA. RefSeq names its product histone deacetylase HOS2 (gene hosA). Gene Ontology annotation, molecular function: histone deacetylase activity. Lineage: Eukaryota; Fungi; Ascomycota; Eurotiomycetes; Eurotiales; Aspergillaceae. Bases 486 to 1943 code for a protein of 485 amino acids. The transcript has a single exon. The record is from RefSeq and is a predicted model, not a curated record.
GUCAUGGCUGCUCAACCGACAUCGGCGGACGUUAGGUAAUCCUUCGGCAUAGUUUCGGAUUUGAGAAACACAAUGCCACGGGCGCUCUCGGCAGAGGCGAUCGAACCGAGCAUUGGCACAUAAGACUACGAAUGGAUGAUGAGUGAAGUCUCGCAAGCUGCUUGCCGAUGCUUGCCGAUGCUUACCGAUGCGUCGGUUUCGGCUCGGACAGGAAAGUUGAAGGCUUUCAAUCAAGCAGCAUUAAUAUUGGGAGUCGGGACUGUCCAGUUGGCAGGUGAUUGCGGGCUUUUUCUGCCGCGAUUCAACCCCAACUCCGCUCCGCUCCACUUCUCUCUCUUUCCCUCUUCUUCUCUGCAUGCAAUUGAUUCGCCUCUGCUUUCCCUUGGGCGCAAGAAUGAUCUGAAACCAAUCCAUCGGUCUCUUUGAAUCGAUCCACCUCCACCUCUCAUCUCUAUUUCUCUGAUACUUCCUCGACAACCAUCUCCAUGUCCCGCUCCGCCAUUGUGCAGGAAUACGCCCCUCCGACCUCCGCUCCCACGCUCUCCGUUGAUCGCAAAGUCACCCACGAACGCCAACAAAAUGGCGUCGCCCGCCCUCAAGGCUACCGCGUCUCGUGGCAUGCAAAUCCCGCGGUCGAACUGCAUCAUUUCGGACAAUCGCAUCCGAUGAAACCCUGGCGGCUCACGCUCACGAAACAGCUGGUGAUGGCCUAUGGCAUGCACCAUGCGAUGGACCUAUACCUGGCGCGCCGGGCCACAUACGAGGAGAUGGAGGAGUUCCACACGUCCGACUAUCUCGACUUUCUCCGCCAAGUGAACCCGGGAGAUAUGGAGAACUCGGAACAGAGCGAGAACAUUGCGCGCUUCAACUUUGGGGACGACUGCCCGAUCUUUGACGGCCUAUACAACUACUGCUCGCUCUACGCUGGCGGCACUAUCGACGCAGCCCGCAAACUGUGCAACAACCAGUCGGAGAUCGCGAUCAACUGGUCGGGUGGCCUCCAUCACGCCAAAAAGUCCGAAGCCAGCGGCUUCUGCUACGUGAACGACAUCGUCCUGGGGAUCCUGCAGCUCCUCCGCCUCCACCCGCGCGUCAUGUACAUCGACAUCGACGUGCACCACGGCGACGGCGUCGAGCAGGCCUUCUGGUCCACGGACCGGGUGCUGACCGUCUCCUUCCACAAAUACGACAAGGACAACUUCUUCCCCGGCACGGGCGCGCUUGACAGCAACGGGCCGACGCACCCGCUGAACCCGGGCGCCCACCACUCGGUCAACGUGCCCCUCCACGACGGGAUCGACGACGAGUCGUACAUCCAGCUCUUCCGCGACGUGAUCGGCUCGUGCGUGGACGUCUACCGGCCCGGCGCCAUCGUGCUGCAGUGCGGCGCCGACUCGCUGGGCUGCGACCGGCUGGGCUGCUUCAACCUCAACGUCUCGGCGCACGGCGCGUGCGUCGCCUUCGUCAAGACCUUCAACCUGCCGCUGCUGGUCGUCGGCGGCGGCGGCUACACGCCGCGCAACGUCUCCCGCGCCUGGGCCCACGAGACCUCGAUCCUGCUCGACGCCCAGGACGUCAUCGACCCCAACAUCCCCGAGACCGUCACCUUCCGCAACCACUUCGGCCCGGACUUCUCCCUGUUCCCCCCGCUCUCCGAGAUGCGCAAGCUCGAGAACAAGAACCCCCGCCCCUACCUGGCCGGCCUGCUGCAGUCCAUCCGCGAGCAGCUCCGCUACAUCGAGGGCGCCCCCAGCGUGCAGAUGAGCUUCAUCCCCCCGGACAUCCUGGGUCUGCGCGAGGACACGGAGAAGGAGAUCGAGGAGGAAACGGCGAUGAUGGAGGAGGAGCGCGAGGACCGCGCCGGCGGAGGCAGCCUGGGCAAGGCCAGUCGGCGGAGGGAGCUAGAACGCGCCGCCGGCCAACGGGGGGAGCUAUAUCAGUAGUACCUUCUAGGUGCGACCUUCCUCUAAGUCAGUGGGCU